AUGUCCAUCGACGCCGUACCAACUCCAUCGCAUCUGGAUUCACCACAAGCGACUGGAGCGGCGGCGGCAGCCAGGCCGGCCGCCAACCGGACUCGUAGUCGGACGGUUAGCGGCGGGCCGGUCGCCUCGCACACGCUUCAGCCGACGCCUAGCGGCCUGGCCGCCCACUCCCACGCCCAUCUCCACUCCGUCAUCGAAUUGCCCACGCCUUACAUCGUCGGCCGCGGCGAGGACAUCGACCAAGUCCUCGAAGCCGGGGAAGCUGCUCUGAAGCUAGCUCAGCAGGAACAACAGAGCAAGAGCGAAAAAUUUGCCAGUUUGCGCAAACGCAGCAAAAGCUUCGGCGGUACGGUCCCGCUGCGCUCGAGCACGGUCGCCAUCACGAGCGAUAUCGAUGGAUAUGUUCGCGUUGAGCGGCGGCAGAGCACGAUGGAGCGCUCGGGGAGCGGCUCGCAGCCGGCUGGGCGAUUAUCUCUGGCAUCGCGUUUGGUGGGCGGGCUGAGGAUGUCGACGGCACGGGCAUCAGUGGGUCUUCCUUCGGCCCCACGGACGGAAAGCGCCCCGGCGGAGGGCGUGGUAUGGGAGUCGAUGAUGUCGAUGGCGAUCGCGUUCCCGACCCUCGAUUUGAAUGUGACGGGCCUCUCAGCGCCGGUCCCCAGCAUAAAUCCGGAGUCGUUGCCGGAGAGUCACUACCCGCAGACACUGACGGCGGCGUCCGAGGACAUUGACGUUUUAACGGGGAUCGGCCGCGAUGGUCCCAUGUUGGGUAUGGAACGGGCACAGAGCACGGCUGCUGCCGCGCGGCUGCGUCACCCAUUCACGCAGGUGGCGGGGAAUGUCGUAGGGCUUCCGGAAAACGGGAAAGCUGGUGAGGGCGGCAUGGUUAAGGACGCGUUUGAUGUUGACAGGAUGUUAUCGUGGGCGGAUUUGUCGCAUGAACCGGGCAGCAAAACUCCAGGCGCGACAUCUAGGGAAGCGGAGGGGGCCUAUGCUGACGGGGCUGCAGUUGAGAGACGGUCGAGUUCGCCGCCUCCGGGCGCAACGAGGGGGACCGCCGGGCGUCGCGGCAAACAGCAACAAGGAAGCCUACCUUCUGCGCCUACAUCUGCCAGCCGACCGGACAUACCCAUACCCAUUCUUAUUCUCUCGGACGACAAACAAACCGACAUCGACGAGGUGCUCGCCAUGGACCCCGACCCAAUCGCCGGUCUCGCCGCGUCCAUCCCGCGCUCCUUCACGGACGCCGGCGAUUUUGGGUUGUUGGACGACCCGGCCACCGCCAUGCCACGAGCAUUUUCUAGCGUGGCCACGUCUCCGAGCCGAGCGACUUCACCGUCCAAGGGCCUCAUGCAUCGGAGUCUGGACAACCUGCGGGAUCUAUAUCAUAAUACAUAUACCCAUCGUGAGCACCAUCACGACGAUGCAGCGGCGCACUCGCCUCAUGGCAGUCCCAGUGAAGAGAUUCGCGAGAUUGCGGCAUGUAUUCGCGACGAGUCGCGGGGUGCUGAAGAUAUCAAUGCGCUGAUGAACAUGGGAUCCGACGCGGAUGCAAGCAAAAAGCAUCCGCACCACCACCAGCAACAACAUGGUACCAUACGUCGGCCUAAUAUGGCAGAUAUUGCGGGAUUGAUUGAUGUAGGGGAGGGAGAGGGGACGAUCUCGCGACGCCGGAAUACUAGCAAUGCGGCGAGCACUUUGGUGGGAACAUCUCCCACCCGUGGAUCAGCGGACAAAAUGCUUCAGGAACCAAAUGAGAGGGAGGACGUGCAGCAACCCGUCCCGGUCGCCGCUCAAUCCGUAAACGACGCCCGCGAAGUCGUGCCGGACAGCCCGCUGACGCCGCUCGUGAGCUACUUCGAGAUCGACCAAGCGGAAGUCAUAACCCACCACACGCCCGCCUCUACUACUAACCCGCACUCCAUUCCCACCACCUCCUUUGACAUCGACCACUACAUCUCCGGCGACGCGCCCGCACGCCUGCACGACCCACGCGCAGUCACGGUCGUCGGCCCGCUUGUGACUGAAGGUCACAACACGAAAGGAAGGAAGAGCCUAGGGGGACCAAACGCUGCCAUUGUGAGCACGGCGGCGCUGGGGAUUCGACCCAUAGACGACGGCAUCGGGGACCCGGCCGCGGCGAUCUUGGAGGCGCGAGACACACAACUCGCGCUGGAGGAGCGGGAGGAAAGUGGGGGAGCUGUCAUUGGGGGACUCGUGGCUGGGGCUGGUGUUGCGGGUUCCGCAACGUUCGCGCGCGACGCCAAGCGGCGGUUGACAUCGCUGGAUAUCAAUCAUUUUAUGGGCAUCGCCGAAACGGUGGAAACUGAUCACGAGCAUUUGGCGCUGAACGAGGCUACCCGGGAGCGGGUCACAUCCAUCGGCAGGUCAAGGGAUAUUAUGCAGUAUGUGUCGUAUGGCGCCGGACUGGAUGCGGUCGGCGGACUGGAUGCGGUCGGCGGACUGGAUGUGCCCGGUGAGGAAGCCCCUCUGCUCGAAGAGCCUGUCGCAUUGGCAGGCAAGGAUCCGCGCGGCGUCGGGACGAGCGCGAUCCUUUGUUGA
Molecule: messenger RNA, 2559 nt
Organism: Fimicolochytrium jonesii
Lineage: Eukaryota; Fungi; Chytridiomycota; Chytridiomycetes; Spizellomycetales; Powellomycetaceae
Exons: 1
Coding region: 1-2559 (852 amino acids)
Source: RefSeq, a predicted model, not a curated record